CGCAGCCAUGACGUUUAAUUUGCGGUUGGCUCCGCUCUUUGACGAUCCCAGUUGUCUGCUGAGUGCCAGGAAUCGAUAUCAGUUUCUGGUUACCCUGCUGGUGAACAUUGCCACCUUCUCGCAUGGCCUGGGCGUGGGCUGGAUGUCCCCGGUGAUGAGGGAUCUGCAAACCGCACAGUCUCCUCUCGAUUUUGCCGUACUUGUGCAGGAGAUAUCGUGGAUUGGCUCGCUCGUGGGCAUUGGCAGUGUCAUGGGCAACCUUCUGGCGGGCACUCUACAAGAUCGCAUCGGUCGGAAGAUGGUCAUGUUCGGCAUUGCCAUUCCCUACUCGAUCUUCUGGUGUCUGAUCUACUUCGUGCAAAGUGUGGAGUACCUGUAUGUGGGUCGUCUGAUGGCCGGAAUGACUGGCGGCGCCUGCUACGUUGUUCUGCCCACAUUCAUUAGCGAGAUUGCGGAUACCCACAUUCGCGGGCGUCUGGGGUCCAUGAUUUUGCUGUCCGUCAAUACGGGCGUUCUCACGGGCUACAUCAUAUCCACGACAGUUAGCUACUUCACGGCACCCCCUUUUAUUAUUGCCCUGCCGGUCUGUUACUUCAUCUGCAAUUUCCUGUUUCCGGAAACCCCGCAUCAUCUCAUACGUAAGGGGAAAUUCGCGGCAGCCGAGAAGUCCUUCAGGUUCUAUAAGAACAUCAAAAGCGAGGACAUCAAGGCUGUCAGGGAGUUUGAGGAACUAAAGUCUGCCUUGACCAAGGCGCAAGCUGAAAGCGAUAUGUCCUUCAACUACAGGGAUUUCAUCACCAGGCCCGCUUUCAAGGCCUAUGCCUCGGCGCUGACUCUACUCAUUUGCAACCAGUUCAGCGGCAGUUUCUGCAUCACCACCUAUUUGUCGGACAUUUUCGCCGCCUCGCACACCACCCUGGACGUGGGCAUGUGCACCAUCGUGAUUGGCGUACUGCAAAUCGUGGGCAACUAUGUGACCACUUUGCUGUGCGACAAGUACGGACGCAGGAUCCUGAUGCUGAUCUCCACAUCGGGGGCGGCUGUCUGUUUGGCCACCUUUGGGUGCUUCACCUUCUUUGCCAGCAGAAACGAUCUAUCGUUGGUGGGUUGGCUGCCCCUCGUGAUCCUCUCCUUCUAUGUGUUUCUCUGUAACAUUGGAAUGGUUGGGUGCCUGUUUGUGGUGCUCGUUGAGCUGUUUCCAGCAAAGAUUCGAUCGGCGUGCGUAUCCACCUUUGUGGUCAUCCUCAGCUCCACAGUUUUUCUGACACUCAAGAUCUUCCCGAUCUGUGUGGCCGUCUGGGGGAUUUCCGUGACCAUGUGGUGCUGCAGUGUGAUUACGUUCUCCUGCUUUCUCUACUUUAGCUUCUAUUUGGAGGAGACCAGGGGCAAAUCGCUACUGGAGGCUUAGGUGAUUUAC
This is a messenger RNA of Drosophila persimilis, 1417 nucleotides long. RefSeq names its product facilitated trehalose transporter Tret1. The transcript is spliced from 6 exons. NCBI's taxonomy places the organism in Eukaryota, Metazoa, Arthropoda, Insecta, Diptera, Drosophilidae. The record is from RefSeq and is a predicted model, not a curated record. Gene Ontology annotation, biological process: transmembrane transport; carbohydrate transport. The coding region runs from base 8 to 1408 and encodes 466 amino acids. Gene Ontology annotation, cellular component: membrane. Gene Ontology annotation, molecular function: sugar transmembrane transporter activity.